AUGGCAGCAUCCACUCUUAUUACAUCCGCGUGCCCGGGUCUCCUCGCCUGCCGGAAGCUUCUCCGCUCGCGCAGCACUACCCUGAAGGCGGGCCAUGCGGCACGCACUCUGCAGCGCCUUGCUCUCUUCAGCUCUCCGGCUUACAAACAGCGGGGAGAACCAUACCGUCCUUCCCAAGCUUGUCAGCCCGCCGCCGAUAUGCCCGCUCUAGACGAAUUCGCCCAUUACAGACGUGUUACGCAGGGAGAGCUUGGGGGGAGCGCCUCUGCGGACUUGGCCGCCUGGCUCUUCUUCCAGCUCAUCGCGGACCAUGUCUUCCUCCCCAUUCUCGUCAUGACUUUUGCGCUCUCGCGCUCGGUGGUCAGGCACUCGACGGUGAUCAACCUCUGUUGCACGUGGAUCCUGUCUGGCAUCCUCUCGUCGCUCCUUCUGUAUACGAGCGAAACGACGGGUCCUGAGCCGCCCAGGGGACUAUGCACUGCUCAAGCGGCCCUCAUGAGCGGCGCUUUCCCUAUGACGUCCGUCGCGACUCUCGCCCUUGCCUACCGCACCUGGCGCUCAUGCACGCCUGGCAAGUCUCAGCUCCGGGAGAAGGCCUCCUGGCCAAUCCGAGUAAUGCUUAUUGUGUCACCGUACCUUACGUUGGGCGUGUUCUGCGCGAUCGCAGCGAAGUUGGGAGUGGAGUAUCCUGGACAAGUGGAUCGGGCGACGAGGUAUUUCUACUGCGCUGUCAACGUUCAAGCACUUACAAUCGCAGUCGCCGUGUUUUCUGCAGCUGUGUGCAUCAUCGCAGCAGGUUUCUUCGUGCACCUCGCCAUGCAGCAACUACGGACGCGCGAGACUCGGCCGCUCCGACAGCACUCAGCGAAAGUUGACACUUCCUUCCGGAUACGCGUCGGCGUCCUGACGCUGUACACGCUCACCGCCGCUUUGGCGAACCUGGGCUCUCUGGGAGACACAGGCACCGCGUUCCCGGACAUAUUGACCGCGUCCGUCGGGAUGGCAGUCUUCCUCAUAUUCGCCAGCCAAACCGACGUCCUCCACGCCUGGUGGUCCUUCCGCCCCUUCCAGUCCCCCCUCGUGCGCCCGCGCCAUCAGCCACGCGCCGACAGUGCGCCCCCCGCGCGCACGCCCUACCCGUCCUUCGACCUCGACCUCCUCACGAAGCGCACGGACAGCGACGUGAGCGAGCAGGCGCGCUUGGAGGCGCUGCAUACGUACUACGCCGAGCGCGUGCGCGGCGAGGGCGUCAAGGUCGAGAUCAUCGACCGCCCCCAGGACGCGUUCAUACCCGGCUCGGAGCUGCGUCGGGCGUCGGGGGAGUCGAAGGGGAGCUUGAGGAGGGAGAAGGAUGCGGAGGCGGGGGCGGAGGCGGUGUGA
Messenger RNA from Rhodofomes roseus, 1380 nucleotides. RefSeq lists its product as uncharacterized. The record is from RefSeq and is a predicted model, not a curated record. The transcript is spliced from 11 exons. Bases 1 to 1380 code for a protein of 459 amino acids. NCBI's taxonomy places the organism in Eukaryota, Fungi, Basidiomycota, Agaricomycetes, Polyporales, Fomitopsidaceae.